ACUGCCACUGUGCCACUUCACCCCAGCCUGACUGAAAUUGCUGACACCGCUGGGUGAGAGGAGUAUCUGCUUAUGACAUGAUUUACAUCAUUCUCAUGGCUUGUGUUGAUUACAUGUACGAUUAGAUGGGCAGCAUUUGCAGAAAAGUAGCCUUGGAUUAUGCUAUACAGGAUUACUUAAUCCGUGACGCAGCAGAAUAACAAGACAGUGAGUGCGCAAUCUGCGUCGCAUGCAGUCUCAUGAGGACAAACACUGGCAAGCAUGUUGCGUGUACCUGUGAGCCGGAGUCUCUUUCCAGCAGCAAUUAUCAGAGGAGGUGUUGCUGCAACCAAAAAUGCUCGCACUGCAGCUACAGCAGCAGCACCUGCCAGUAACCUGGUGGAGGUGUUUGUGGACGGGAACCCUGUCAUGGUGGAGCCAGGAACCACUGUGUUGCAGGCAUGUGAGAAGGUAGGAAUGCAGAUUCCUCGCUUCUGCUACCAUGAGCGGCUGUCAGUUGCUGGAAACUGUCGCAUGUGUCUUGUGGAGAUAGAGAAAGUUCCUAAGCCAGUGGCAGCCUGUGCUAUGCCAGUCAUGAAGGGCUGGAACAUUUUAACAAACUCUGACAAAACAAGAAAGGCCAGAGAGGGUGUGAUGGAGUUCCUCCUGGCGAACCACCCAUUAGAUUGUCCAAUUUGUGAUCAGGGGGGAGAAUGUGAUCUACAGGAUCAGUCCAUGCAGUUUGGCAGUGACAGGAGCCGCUUCACUGAAAGCAAAAGAGCUGUGGAAGACAAGAACAUUGGGCCUCUCAUCAAAACCAUUAUGACUCGCUGCAUCCAGUGCACUCGCUGUGUGCGCUUUGCUAGUGAGAUUGCAGGAGUGGAGGACCUGGGUACCACUGGCAGAGGCAAUGACCUGCAGAUUGGGACCUAUGUGGAGAAGAUGUUUAUGUCGGAGUUAUCUGGGAAUGUUAUUGAUAUAUGCCCAGUGGGGGCCCUGACCUCUAAACCAUAUGCAUUCACUGCACGCCCUUGGGAGACAAGGAAGACAGAAUCCAUUGACAUUCUGGAUGCUGUGGGCAGUAACAUUGUGGUGAGCACUCGUGGGGGUGAGGUGAUGAGAAUCCUGCCUCGUAUUAAUGAGGAUAUUAAUGAGGAGUGGAUCUCUGACAAAACCAGGUUUGCAUAUGAUGGACUCAAGAGGCAGAGGUUAACUCAGCCACUGGUGAAAAAUGAGUCUGGGCAGUUGGUUCCCACAACCUGGGAAGAUGCACUGACUCGAGUUGCUGGAGCUUUGCAAGGAGUUGAAGGAAAUGAUGUUGCUGCUGUUGUCGGUGGCUUGGUGGAUGCAGAGGCUCUUAUUUCCCUGAAAGAUUUGCUGAACCGUUUGAAUAGUGAAAACCUUUGCACUGAGGAGGUGUUCCCAAUGGCUGGAGCUGGAUCUGACCUGCGUUCAAACUAUCUUUUAAACACUGGGAUUGCUGGCAUUGAAGAAGCUGACCUGCUGCUUCUGGUUGGCACAAACCCACGCUACGAGGCUCCUCUGUUCAAUGCACGAAUCAGAAAAGGCUGGCUUCACAAUGAGUUGCAAGUGGCUCUUUUGGGAAAGGCGGUGGACCUAAGUUACACAUAUGACCAUCUUGGGGAGUCUGCCAAGGUUCUUCAAGAAAUUGCGUCAGGCGCUCACCCAUUUUCUAAGGUAUUGGCUGAAGCGAAGCAUCCUGUUGUUGUAGUUGGAAGCAGCUGCCUUCAGAGAGAGGAUGGGGCUGCUAUAAUGGCCGCUGUGUCAACCAUCGCUCAGAACGCUCGCAUCAGCAGUGGCGCAGAGGAAAGCUGGAAGGUUCUCAAUGUGCUUCACAGGGUUGCCAGUCAAGUGGCUGCACUUGAUCUUGGAUACAAGCCGGGAGUGGAGGCCAUCAGGAAGAAUCCACCCAAAGUUGUCUUCCUACUAGGAGCUGAUGCUGGCUGCGUUACUCGCCAAGAUCUCCCGAAGGAUAGCUUCAUAAUUUAUCAAGGUCACCAUGGCGAUGUGGGUGCACCAAUGGCUGAUAUCAUACUUCCCGGAGCGGCAUAUACUGAGAAAUGUAGCACCUAUGUGAACACUGAGGGCCGUGCCCAGCAGACCAAAGUAGCCGUGACUGCCCCAGGCAUGGCGAGGGAGGACUGGAGGAUUAUCAGAGCCAUAUCUGAGCUUGCUGGAGUGACUCUGCCGUAUGACACCCUUGAUGAAGUGCGUGGCAGGCUGGCAGAGGUUUCCCCGAAUCUGGUGCGAUAUGAUGAAGUUGAGGAGGCCAACUUCUUUAAGCAGGCUAAUGAACUGUCUAAGGCAGUGAACCAGGCUGUCCUUACUGAACCUUUAGCCCCUCCACAGCUUACUGUGAAGGAUUUCUAUAUGACAGAUCCGAUAAGCAGAGCCUCUCAGACGAUGGCCAAGUGUGUGAAAGCUGUCACAGAGGGAGCACAAGCUGUGGACGAGCCGGCCAUAUGCUAAAAAGCGCACUGGAUAGCCAUCCCAUCCUUGGGAGGAGAAAAAUUAUACGCACAACUCGACUAUUUGCACAUUCCUAGAAAUGUAUUUAUUUGCACUGUUUUAUUAUAGUAGAUGCCUCGUGAUCUUUGCACAUUAUGGAACUAACAUACUUUACUAACCUGCAGAGAAAUCUGUAUGUUACUGUCAGAGUGAAUAUGUAAUCUUAGCAUUUACCAAAUUUCCAAAGAUGCAACCCUGACUUAUAUUAUAUUUUCACCUGUUAGGUCAUUAACAUUUUAAUAGAUGAGACCAAAGGUUUGCACUUAAAGGUAAAUAUAGUAUUCUGUCUUUCCGUAAAAUGACCUACAUCAAAAGUAUUUACAAUAUCGUCACACUGUUAAAAUAAUCGCCUAAGUCAUUUUUUGUCAAAAUUGUUUUUUUUUUUCCCUAAAUCAUCUCCUCAUGACGCCGGCCACCUAUGGUAAAAUCACCUACAUCCUCAGUAGGCGAUUUUACCAUAUCACUUCUUUGACAAUUUGCCACAUUCAUAGGCAUCAGAUAAGAACCCAGCUAAGAAGAGCUAGAGGGAGAUUGUUCAGUUAUCAGUUUAGUGUAUCAGUGUUUUAUUGUUGACACUAAUAUUGGUAACACUUUACUCUAAGGUGUCUACAUAAGACAUGAGAUGUGUCAUGAACAUUAAUGACACUUUGAAGUAACAUCAAUGCUCAUGAUACUUGUCAUGUCAUGUUUCUGACAGGCUUGUGUGACUCUUAUGUAGACACCUUCAAAAUAAAGUGUUACCAUAUCUUGCUUAAGUCACAAAGGCAUGUUCAAAAAAUUGCCUAAGUCAUUUAUUUCUCUUAAGUUACAUAAUUUACACACAGUGUUAUUGCUAUGCCAAUAGCCAUCCUUUGUUACAUGCUUUUUGAGUGAAAUGAUGAAUAAAUGUCAUAUGUUACACUUUUGGUGAAGUUUUUUGUUAUUCAUGCAAAAUUUGAAAAAAUGACUUAGGCGAUUAUUUUAACACGGUGACGAUAUGUAAGCUUAGCAUUUACCAAAUUUCCAAAGAUGCAACCCUGAGUUAUAUUAUAUUUUCACCUGUUAGGUCAUUAACAUUUUAAUAGAUGAGACCAAAGGUUUGCACUUAAAGGUAAAUAUAGUAUUUUGUCUUCCCGUAAAAUUACCUACAUCAAAAGUAUUAAUAUUAUAUUUUCCUAUUAGUAUAUUUGCAAUAUAGUAUUACAAGUGUAUUUGUGUGAUAUAUUAUGGACCAGAUUUUUUUGUAGCAAGCUUAAUGAAUCUUUGCAAACGCCCUAUUUAAGUCUGUGCUCUAAUUAAAAAAAUGUUAAAUGUC
Centropristis striata (black sea bass) is the source of this 3802-nucleotide messenger RNA. RefSeq names its product NADH-ubiquinone oxidoreductase 75 kDa subunit, mitochondrial-like. Gene Ontology annotation, cellular component: membrane. The record is from RefSeq and is a predicted model, not a curated record. Bases 262 to 2469 code for a protein of 735 amino acids. Gene Ontology annotation, molecular function: iron-sulfur cluster binding; NADH dehydrogenase (ubiquinone) activity. The transcript is spliced from 19 exons. Lineage: Eukaryota; Metazoa; Chordata; Actinopteri; Perciformes; Serranidae. Gene Ontology annotation, biological process: ATP synthesis coupled electron transport.